CGGAAGUGCUUGUGGAACUGAAGUAACGUUGACUUUGGUCUGUCGACACGUGUAACUCAGCUGUUAAAUAAAGCGUUUAUCCGUCAACAACUACCCACAUGACACUGAACUGCACUGCUGCGCGUUACCGAUGAAACAAUGUCUGACGCAUUUAGCAGCAGCUCGGAAACCGUAAUACAGCGUGUGGUGGAGGCUGCUGUGAAGACUAACACUCCUCUGGAUAAACUUGAAGAGCUGUAUCAGAUUAAGAAGACUUGCGCCUUCAUCAGUGAGCAUCAGUUUGAAAAGGUUGCUCUGCAGUUUCCUGAUGAGCUGCUGGUGGAUUCAGUUGCAGUAGCAGCAGAGAUUGAGAGAAACAGCAAUGCAAAGCCAUACAUUUUGGGAGAUACAUCCUACGGCAGUUGCUGUGUGGACGAGGUAGCUGCGGAACAUGUUGGAGCCGACUGCAUUGUGCACUAUGGCAGUGCCUGCCUCAGCCCAUCUAAAAGGCUGCCCUUGAUGUACGUCUUUGAGAAAAGACCGGUGGAUCUUGAGAAGUGUACUUCUGCCUUCAGAGAACUCUACCCCGACACACAGAGUCACAUCAUCGUCCUCUAUGAUGUCAAUUAUGUUCAUGCAAUAAGUGAUCUUCUGACUCUCCUUUCGCCAGAGUAUCCAAACCUUGUCGUCUCAGAACUUGUUGUCGAAGGGGAGCAGUGUUUCAGUCAUGAUUGGAUUAAAGGAAAACACGAUGACGCCACAGAGCAAGACAACAGCCAGGUUAUUUGUCAGUUUGGCCGGAAGUUCUCCCUGAAGAGCGGUUUAAGCAUCACAGAUUACAGUGUGUUCUACGUCGGCCAAGAGGGAGCGACGCUGAGGAACUUCAUGAUGACUUGGAAUCGCUGCUCAUUUUGCUCUUUUGACCCCAUUAAAAUGACCGGGAGGACUGAGUCAGUCAGUAUCAACCGUGCACUGAUGAAGCGAUAUUACGCUAUAGAAAGGGCCAAGGAUGCCAGUGUGGUCGGCAUCCUGGUCGGCACGCUUGGGGUGGCGGACUACCUCAGCAUCAUCCAGCAGUUGAAGGAAACCAUCAAAGCAGCUGGCAAGAAGAGCUACAUGUUUGCCAUGGGGAAGCUGAACGUACCCAAACUAGCAAACUUUCUUGAAAUUGACAUUUUUGUGUUAAUUGCAUGUCCUGAGAACUCACUGCUGGACUCCAGUGAGUUCUACAAACCUGUAGUAACACCGUUUGAGAUGGAGGUGGCCUGCAAUAAGAAGAGGGAGUGGUCGGAGGAAUAUGUCACAGACUUUCGACACCUUCUGCCAGGUCGACAGAGUCACGUGCCUCUAUCUGAUCAGCCGGAGGAGGACGAUGAGACCGACGUGUCUUUAAUCACAGGAGCUCUGCGGAGCAAGAAUCUGUUGAACAGUGAGCCGGCAGUGUCCUCAUUUGGCUCUUCGGUGGUCCUCAGGAACCAGACGCUGACUGUAGCCACCAACUCAGCCGCAUCUUUUCUGUCAGAACGAAGCUGGCGUGGCUUAGAGCAGAAGUUGGGGGAGACACCUGUGGUGAAGGCAGUACAGGGCAGGAGAGGCAUAGCUAUUGCCUACGAAGAGGAAGGAACGUCUUCAUGAUAAUUUACCAG
Messenger RNA from Epinephelus fuscoguttatus (brown-marbled grouper), 1625 nucleotides. RefSeq names its product diphthamide biosynthesis 2 (gene dph2). The transcript has 7 exons. NCBI's taxonomy places the organism in Eukaryota, Metazoa, Chordata, Actinopteri, Perciformes, Serranidae. The record is from RefSeq and is a predicted model, not a curated record. Gene Ontology annotation, biological process: protein histidyl modification to diphthamide. Bases 139 to 1614 code for a protein of 491 amino acids. Gene Ontology annotation, molecular function: 2-(3-amino-3-carboxypropyl)histidine synthase activity.